AUGUUCGGCGCAUUAAAUCGCUUCAUAGGCCGGCUGGAUGGUGAGCCUGGCCAGCAGCCUCGAUCUGGUCCCAGCGACAACGCGUUCGGCUUCCAAGUCCUCCGCAAUAAAGACCCCGAGUUGCCUUUGGAGCCGUGGUUCGACUUUAUCGUAGGAAUCAACGGGCAUACGAUUGAAGACCCGGACCCCAACUUGUUUGCGACAGAAUGCCGGAAUUGCGCUGGAGGAAGCUUGACACUUGAAGUUUGGAGUGCAAAGGGUCAACGAACACACACUGUCACUCAUCCCGUACCACCAAGCAACCCCUCCCUUGGCCUCGCAUUACAGCUUGCUCCCCUCGCCUCUACGCAGAACAUCUGGCAUGUCAUUGCAGUACCGUCGCCCCUUAGUCCCGCAUACCGAGCUGGUCUUCUGCCUUACUCGGACUAUAUCGUCGGAACCCCAAGUGGGACAUUAAGAGGGGAGGCGGCACUAGGAGAGCUUGUUGAAGAUCACCUUAACCGCACGCUCGUGCUGUGGGUUUACAACAGUGAAUUCGAUGUCGUUCGUGAGGUUGAGCUUAUUCCUACCCGAGGCUGGGGUGGCGAGGGAGCCCUUGGUGCAGAGCUUGGAUUUGGUGCUUUGCACCGACUGCCGCUGGGACUCGGAGAAGAGGUUGAGGGUCCUGGGGAGGUUGUCUUUGAGACACGCGAGAAUGACAACGCUGCCCCAGUGAGCGAUCCUGCAAGCUAUGUGUCUGGUACGGCAGUCCCGUCCAAUAACUAUUUGGUUCCGGCCAACAUAACGGCACCGUCUCCUUUGGCCGCCAAUCAAGCACGCGAUGCCUCGCCCUCACAGAGCCGGUCCCCGGCAGGCCGUCGUUCAGCCAAGUCACGACCGGGAGCGUCCCCCAACAGAGCCUUUGAUGACUACUUUGCCGAGGGUGAAGAAAAGAGUCGGGCGCAGGACUAUGCUCCCUCACGACAUGGCACACCUCUGCCUCCCCCACCGAAAGCUGGAGACACGCAACAUCACUCAGACAGCCCUGCACCUACGCCUGUUGCACCAGAAGGGUCUCCUGGGCCUACACAGGAAGAAUGA
Penicillium brevicompactum is the source of this 1080-nucleotide messenger RNA. RefSeq lists its product as uncharacterized. The record is from RefSeq and is a predicted model, not a curated record. The coding region runs from base 1 to 1080 and encodes 359 amino acids. Gene Ontology annotation, cellular component: Golgi apparatus. Gene Ontology annotation, molecular function: protein binding. NCBI's taxonomy places the organism in Eukaryota, Fungi, Ascomycota, Eurotiomycetes, Eurotiales, Aspergillaceae. Gene Ontology annotation, biological process: Golgi organization. The transcript has 3 exons.